AUGAGGAAAAUAACGAAGCAAGAACAGUACCACGACCUCCUAAGUCCGACAGCUCCCAAAAUCUUUCGAAUGUUCGGAAUAGCUACACCUAAACGACCGCGCCCAGAGUCAGAAAGCGAGGAAGAAGGGCCAUACCGACCUCAUCGCCGUGGCAAAGGUGAAGUAUCAUUGGGCUCUCAGAGUGAUAGGGACGAGCUUAUUGCGGGAGUUGACGCGUCCGACCUGCCCAUUGCGGCAGAUAACCCAAAUGAGGCGCAGAAGAGAUAUCAGAAACUGGCUGCCAUUCGCGUUCUGGACUGGCAGAUAGACGGAGACGGCCAGCCUAUACGCAAACCACUGAGAGACAGCACGGCGUUGACCGCUGCAUUGAUCCAAACCCGCGGCACCGAGGCGGCUGAUCCGUGCAGCUUCUGCAAAGACAACAAAGGCACUUGGAGAAUGUGUGUCGUUGAGCCUAGCCCAGAUGAUAAUUCGAAGCUUGCCGGAGCAUGUGCAAAUUAUUCAUCGUUCACUUCCACAGAUUCCUUGACAGAUAUCACCAAUAGCAGCGUAGCGGAGGAAGUGCACAAAGACGAAGAACGAGCUGCCCCUAUCCAGGAGGACAUUCAGACGAAUGUUCAGGAACAUAUAAAGGAAUCUGACAGUCAGACCCCUGCUCCAAGGUCACGUCUCGAUGGCAAGGUUGUUCCGUUUCCUCUCGGACCGGAAACCAUCAACGACUUGCCUUUACUUAAGCAGGCGAUCAAAGACAUUGUUGCGCAUCUCAACAUACUUCAUAGGAGAGUGCAACAGCUGGAGGAGAAGCGUCAAUCGAUCAAUCCUUGGGAGUUAGUUUGA
Messenger RNA from Aspergillus pseudoviridinutans, 837 nucleotides. RefSeq names its product DUF3716 domain-containing protein. The coding region runs from base 1 to 837 and encodes 278 amino acids. NCBI's taxonomy places the organism in Eukaryota, Fungi, Ascomycota, Eurotiomycetes, Eurotiales, Aspergillaceae. The record is from RefSeq and is a predicted model, not a curated record. The transcript is spliced from 3 exons.